This is a messenger RNA of Scheffersomyces stipitis CBS 6054, 795 nucleotides long. Its product is annotated as acetate uptake transporter family protein. Gene Ontology annotation, cellular component: plasma membrane. The transcript has a single exon. Gene Ontology annotation, molecular function: acetate transmembrane transporter activity. The coding region runs from base 1 to 795 and encodes 264 amino acids. Lineage: Eukaryota; Fungi; Ascomycota; Pichiomycetes; Serinales; Debaryomycetaceae. The record is from RefSeq and is a predicted model, not a curated record.
AUGUCAUCCAUCGAGUCAAAUGCUUCCAACAAUAAAGCUGAAAGUUUGUCCAACGACGACUCAGUGCCCUAUAAAACUGUCACCUACUCCGGAGAAGGCAAUGAAUAUGUUAUCAUCGACGGUAAGAAAUACUUGAGACAUGAAUUGAUGACUGCCUUCGGUGGUACCUUCAAUCCUGGUUUGGCACCCUACCCUAAGCAUCAAUUCGGUAAUGCUGCUGCCCUUGGUUUGGCCUCUUUCGCAGUUACCACUAUGGUUCUCGGUUUGUUCUACUCGGGGGCUAUGGGCAUCAGUACUCCUAAUGUCGUUGUUAGUAUGUGUGUUUUCUACGGUGGUGCUGUUGAACUCCUUGCCGGAGUUUGGGAGAUGGCCAUUGGUAACACUUUUGCCGGCACUGUAUUCGUUUCUUUUGGAGCCUUUUGGAUUUCUUUCGGUGUAAUAUUCAUUGAAGCCUUUGGCAUUGCAUCAGCCUAUGCUGAUGACCCAGCCCAAUUUGGCAAUGCUGUAGGUAUUUAUCUUAUUGGCUGGGCGUUUUUCACCUUCAUGAUGUUGACUCUUGUGUUGAAGGCUACUUGGCCAUUCAUUGCCUUAUUUGUCACUUUGGAUACUGCCUUUAUCUUGUUAGCUGCCGGUAACAUGACAGGAAACGCCCAUGUCGUCAAAGCAGGCGGAAUUUUUGCAUGUAUCACUGCUUCGUGUGGAUUCUGGAUUAUGUAUGCGGGUGUUUCUGUUCCUACCAACAGCUACCUCCAUCUUCCAGUGAUGCAGGUGCCUAUCAUUGGCUCCAAGAGAUAG